UUGUUGGAAAUGUAUGCGGGGAACCCCCAACAGCGGUAUGACGUAUGUCCCAUUAUGACGUUGCUUGUUCUAUGCAUUGUCUUUUUCGCGGCGAUGACGAAAAGUGGGAUUUUGUUCGAAGCUUCGAUCGGAAUCGCCGUCGUCGCGUUUUUAAUGGUCGUUUAUGCCGUCAUCAAUCGAAUCAUUGCCAGAGAUAAUGACGUAAUAGAAUUGACAAACGUGACGUCAUCAAGUGGUUCCGCUAUGGGAAGUGAACCACGUGACCAAGAGGACAAACCACCUGAUUAUGACGUUAUAUACCCAACGCCGCCACCUUACGACCAAGUUUGAAAUAAAUUUCGCGAAAUCUGGAGAGUGGAUUAUGACGUCACAUCCUCUUUGUUAAUCCGCGCGCAACGAUUGUGACGUCGAUUGAUUUGUGACGUAACAAUCGU
Molecule: messenger RNA, 434 nt
Organism: Ciona intestinalis (vase tunicate)
Lineage: Eukaryota; Metazoa; Chordata; Ascidiacea; Phlebobranchia; Cionidae
Source: RefSeq, a predicted model, not a curated record